Molecule: messenger RNA, 1899 nt
Organism: Indicator indicator
Lineage: Eukaryota; Metazoa; Chordata; Aves; Piciformes; Indicatoridae
Gene: ZC3H12D
Product: zinc finger CCCH-type containing 12D
Exons: 5
Biological process (GO): nuclear-transcribed mRNA catabolic process, RNase MRP-dependent; 3'-UTR-mediated mRNA destabilization
Cellular component (GO): cytoplasmic ribonucleoprotein granule; nucleus
Molecular function (GO): metal ion binding; mRNA binding; RNA endonuclease activity
Source: RefSeq, a predicted model, not a curated record
CCUGCUAAGAUGGCACUGGCCACUUCACUGUCCGGCAAACCAGUACCACCACAUUCCAGAGACGUUUCUACGGCAGAGGUGGAAGUGCACAAGAGCAAGCUGGAUUUUUUCUGCAAACUGGGCUAUGGUAAGGAGGACAUCUGCAAGGUGCUGGAGAACUUAGGCCAAGAGGCCCUGGAGGAUGAUGUGCUGAAAGAGCUGAUUCGGAUGGGAAGCAAACCUCAAGCUGUGGAGAGCCAGGCUCAGCCUUCCUCAUUAAAACUUGUUGCCCGUGGAUCAUGUAGCACUGCACCAGGGUCAAAGUGGUUUAGAGAAGAUGAAAGUGAUUCUUCCAAUUAUUUGAGACCCAUUGUGAUUGAUGGCAGCAAUGUUGCAAUGAGUCAUGGAAACAAAGAAGUAUUCUCCUGCUGGGGGAUCCAGCUGGCAGUGGAUUGGUUUCGAGAGAGGGGGCACACAUACAUCAAGGUUUUUGUACCACUCUGGAGAAAGGAGGCCCCUCGACAAGACAGUCCCAUUGCAGAUCAGCACAUUCUUGAAGACCUUGAAAAGCAGUCCAUCCUUGUGUACACCCCAUCCCGGAAGGUGAAAGGCAAGAGGGUGGUGUGCUAUGAUGACCGCUAUAUAGUGAAAGUUGCUUAUGAGAGGGACGGUGUCAUUGUUUCCAAUGACCACUACCGGGAUCUCCAGAAUGAAAACCCUGAGUGGAAAUGGUUUAUUGAGCAGCGACUACUCAUGUACUCAUUUGUCAGCAACAGGUUUAUGCCUCCCGAUGAUCCAUUAGGCCGGCAUGGACCCACUCUUAGUAUGUUCCUCAGCAAAAAGCCAGUGCUUCCUGAACCAAAAUGGCAGCCUUGCCCCUAUGGUAAAAAAUGCACCUAUGGGAAUAAAUGCAAGUUUUACCACCCAGAGAGACCACACCAGGCUCAGCUCUCAGUUGCUGAUGAGCUCAGGGGCAAUACAAAGGUCUCGUUAAACCUGGUGAAAGAGGGGAAGUGUAACCACUCGCCUUAUGGGACUGGAGGAGAGCCUGCACCUCGUGGCAGCUGCACAGAAAUGCUGCAAGAUGCUGGUGGCAGUGCAGAGGCUUCUUACUAUCUAGGGUGGUCCUGUGGGAGCUGUUCUGAGCAGCUGUCCAGUGCCUGGGCCAAUGGCCCUGGUUCUGUCCUGGGACUGGACCAGCAUUUGCUACAGCCAAAGCCACUGCCAGAUCAGCCUCUCCUGGAGAAGAUGGCAGUUCUGUCAGUCAGUGAUGACACCUAUGGCUACAACUGGCCUGCAGAUACCUUUCAUGACAGGGAGGUGACAGACAGCCCUCACCAUUGUGGCAACCUCAGGCACAACCCAUACUUGCUUCAUCACCUCCACAGCUUGGACCAUGCCUGCUUAGGGGGAUGCCUUUCUCAGCAAACAGUGCUCCCACCCGUGUGGGGCAGGAUGUGCCCAGACCACGGCUGGCCUCAGGGGUGCUGCAGCAUGCAUAGGACAGGUCAGAGGAGCUGCUACAUCCCUGAUGGUGCUCAGCACAAACAGACCCUGGAGACUCAGCACCAUGUUUUGCCACGGUCUGCAACUCUUACCCCUGAUGCACUUAAGUUUCACAGUGAGCAUCAGCCUCAGCAGCACUGUUUCCCUGGGCAGCCUCCACAGCAGCCCAUUCUGUUAGACUCCAGCAAUGAAUUUGGCUUCUUUCAGAAAGCCCAUGAUUACCUUGAUGCCUCCUGCAGUGACUACUGCCCCACCUCAGCUGCAAGGCCACCUCCUGCUCAGCAAACAAACAUACAUAGGGAGCUGUGCUCCCUUUUCCCUUACAGUGAGGUGAACCACAUCAUGGCUUUGUACCCUGAUAUCAAGGAUAUUGCUAGUUUGACUUUACUCAUUCAAAGACACAGAAACUUGUGA